This is a messenger RNA of Salvia hispanica, 1033 nucleotides long. Lineage: Eukaryota; Viridiplantae; Streptophyta; Magnoliopsida; Lamiales; Lamiaceae. The record is from RefSeq and is a predicted model, not a curated record.
UUUCACACAAAAUGUCUUCUCGUCAAAAAAACUAUGCAAAUGACGAAGACAUCCUUUUAUGUCAAGUUUAUAUGCAAAUUUUACAAGACCCAAUUAUAGGGACUUAUGAAUCAUCAAAUCUAUUAUGGAAGCGUGUGGAAGAUGCAUUCGUCAAAGAUAAAGACCCGGCUUGGCCACGACGUACGCAAAGAUCUAUGCAGGCUCGUAUUCAAACCAUCGAGAAAGCAACAAAGAAAUUCCGUGAAUGUAUUCAAGCAGCUGAAGCAAGAAAUCAAAAUGGAGCUUCAUACGUAGACAUAAUGAAAGAAGCUGCACAAACACUCAAGGAUGAUCCAAAUUCAAAAUUGGAUUGGAAAUUUUCUCAUGUUUGGGAAGUGAUAAAAAAUUUUGAAAAAUUUCAAGAUUGUGCAGAGAGCUCUAGACAACCAUCACAUGAAAUUCAAUCUUCUGAUUCAGAAAGUCAGACUCAUAAUUCACAAGCCUUACUAGCUUUAUCUUCAUUUCCUAUGUGUUUUGAUAAUGAUGAUGACGCACAAGCCCGUGAUGGUUCCUCUUCAUCAAAGUCCAAACGAGUAAAGAAAGCAAAACAGAAGACAAAAAUAUUUGAAGAUACGACAUCUGUGAUCAUGGCUCUAGAAAAACAAAAUGAGCUUCUAAGGGAUGGCAUGGAAAAAGCAAACUCGCAAAUGAAUCUAUUCUUGGAAAAUCAAAAGGCGAGCAUCAAACUCAAGCAAAUGAAGGAAGAAAAUAAAAUAUUAUCUAUGAAUUUGAGCUCCAUAACCGAUCCCCAAAGUCGUGCAUUUUUUCAGGCUGAAAAAGAACGCAUUUUACGGAAAAAAGCUCAACAAGAAGAUCAAACAAAUGACUAUGCAGUUAGAACAUAUUCUUCGGACUUCAAUGAUAUUAGAGGAGAUUUACCGGAUUAUUAGAUUAGGUUUUUAUUUAGUCACUUGUAAUUUUAUUUUUAGUACUCCUAUUUGAAAUGUGUUUUUUAAUUUGUAGGUUUAUGUAUUAUGCUCUGUGUUUUUUUUAA